GAGAGAGAUGCCUUCCAAAUCUUCCAUCGCAACAGAGCGAGGACAGCAAAUCUUUGCUGCUCCCGAGUUCCUCUAUUCUGCUGCGGCACAGAUACCCAUCACGAGCAGCAACCUUCUCAAUCAGUGUGGAUGUUACCAGGCAUUUCCAGAGUCUCUACAUGACUGAACGGAAGAACUUAUGGUAGGGCCCUGAAGACCCAGAUCCUACUCAUUUCCCUGCAUAUUUCUGGGCUCUCUUUCUGAUUCCAGCAUGAGCAAGACUGAAGAUCUUAACAUGGUCCUUCCCUUUCCAUUCAAUAAGAAUUGGAGUUUAGAGCGAGGCCUCCUCACACAUAUCCCAGGUUACUGCAGAAACACAACUGACCUUACUGUUUUUCUAGUCACCUCCUAUACCUUAGAAACCAUCCUAGGCAUCCUGGGAAAUGUUUGCCUGAUUAGUGUCAUAGUCAGGCAGAAGGAGAAGGCCAAUGUCACCAGCAUACUCAUUACCAACUUGAUAGUCUCUGACUUGUUCAUGAGCAUCGUCUGCCUGCCUUUCACCAUCAUCUACACCCUGAUGGACUACUGGAUAUUUGGUGAGGUCAUGUGCAAAAUGACUUCCUUCAUCCAGUGCACUUCUGUGAGUGUGUCAAUUCUCUCCCUUGUCCUCAUUGGUCUGGAAAGACACCAGCUCAUCAUAAAUCCAACUGGUUGGAGGCCGAGCAUCCCCCAAGGCUAUCUAGGGAUUGUAGUCAUUUGGACAUUAGCUUGCCUCAUGUCCCUGCCCUUUCUGACGACCUCCGUCUUGACAUAUGACUUGUACAAGCAGUUGUCCCAUAUUACGGAUUCUUCUGCCGACAAGGCCAUAUGCAUGGACUCAUGGCCAUCUGAUCAGCACCGACUCAUCUACACCACUGCCUUGCUGCUGUUCCAGUACUGCAUCCCUCUCUUCUUUAUCCUGGUUUGUUACGUGCGUAUCUAUUUACGCCUGCAGAAGAGAAAGGACAUGUUUGAGAAGAGUGCAUACAAUGGCCGGGUGGUUCAGCUGAGGAGGAUAAACAUUUUAUUAGUAUCCAUGGUGAUCGCCUUUGCUGUUUGCUGGUUACCAUUGCACGUUUUCAAUAGCAUUGAGGACUGGGAUUACAAAGCCAUUUCCCCUUGCCACCACAACCUAAUCUUCUCAUUGUGCCAUCUAGUAGCCAUGGCUUCCACCUGUGUCAACCCUGUUAUCUAUGGGUUCCUAAACAAUAACUUCAAAAAAGAAGUGAAGUCGCUGAUACUGAGCUGCCAGCACAAUUCAUCUAGCCAGCAGGGAACAGCUUCUGAAGUCUCCACUGAAGAGACUUCUGGAAGGUUAUUACACAUGGAUGCUAAAAAAACAGAUGGCACCAUUGUCUGACUCCAACAUGUGCACCAUAGCCAGCUGCUGUCCAAUUUUUGGAAGAACAGUCAUUGACUGCAAGGAAAGAUAAUCAGUAUAGAUAAGUGAGGAAGAUCAAAGGAGAUACCAAGUUGUAUGUAUUGGUGAGGUGGCACAGCUCUGAAAACAGACUUCACGCAAACAGGACAUGUGCACAAGAAGUUGCCUUGUUUCUAACUACUUAAUAGACAUCUCUGGUUGCACACAAACAGCAGGGUCAUCAGUUAAGCUGCACACCCUUAUCGCUGAGGGUAGAACCCAGGAAUUCCAACUCAAACACUUGAGUUAGUGGAAAUUCUCCUCUGUCAGUAUUAGUAGGACACUUCCAUGCUAUAGGCUAACCACUAAGUUUAUGAACAGAAUUAUAAAAGGGUUGCCUGCAAUAGCAGGGGAGUGGACUCAGUGACCAGGAGGUUCCUUCCAGUCCUAGGUCCUCUCUCCUUACAUUCCUCUAGGAAUGUGGGUAUAUAUAAUGUGUACAUUACUGACCCCCUCCCACCCACUAUUAGGUAACACUCAUCUUCUCAGCUGAUGAGGUUCACAGUAGUUCACAUCCAGCAGAUCUGUAACACAUCCGUAACUACUCACAUACAUAGACAUUGGGGGGUGGCAGUUAAACUUGCCCAUGCAGCAUGGGGAUACAGCCAUGAACCUGUCACUUCAAAAACCCCACAGGCUUCUACCACUUGAGCUUCAAGGAAAUCUCAGUUCAUGCCAGGGCUUCUCAUGUACCCUCUUUUGGCCAGCUUCUUGAUGGCAGUAUUCCAGAAAACUACACCCCACUGCACACUAAACUAGUACAAACCAGAACCAUUGCUCACUAACAAGGUGCAUCGAGAACUAGCACCAUCUAUGGAUGACAGACAGCAGUUGGAGGGGUUACUCUAUUCGUUGCCUCUGUUACCCCUCUCGAAGACUAUGCAGAUCACUUCCCUUUUCAGAUGAUGCAAAACCAACAAUCCCAGAUUUACAUGGGAACUUGGUCAGAUUGACUUGACUGUCCUUCUGGCUGUAGAUCCUAUGCCUCCAUGCUACUAAAGGUACAGUCACAGAUGCUGGUACUUUAAGAUGUUUGGAUCAUUGGAGUCUUUGACAGAUCUCAGAUGGGGGACUGAGGUGACACUUAGCCAGUGUCACACCCGUUCUUUGCUUAGCAUCUCACUCUGCUCACAGGCUCUCUCAUGUGGAAGGACGAAAUGGCUGGGGAGAAAGGCUUCUGAUGUAGAAAUGCCAGCUGUAAUGAGCCGUGACACUUCCAGAGGAGUGAAGCACAUUAUGAAAAUAGGCAUCAAGGCUUUGGGUUUCCCCAAGAAGAGAAAGGACCUUGAUGGAAGGAGUGAUGCCAAAACUGUGAAAAGUCUAUGGAAGAGCAAUGAAAAUACAUGAAGGGGAUUGAGUCACACACAUUAAAUCCAAGCCACAUGUAAAUCAAGUGUGUUGUCAAUUGUGUCAUGGAAGUGAGCUUUGUGCUUUCUCACGUCAGUGAUAUUUUUUACCCUUUGUCUGGGCAACUUACCUGCAAACCAUAAGAAACAGAAUACUCAUUCUUCUUUAGAAAAGAACAGUACAUCAUGCUUCUGGAGUCUGAGUUCUUCUCUUUAUCAAGACAUUGCUCUGCAGCUACUGCUAGGAAACGAAGAACCGGGUACUGACAAGAUGGAAGCCAAUAUUAGGCACUGCUGAAAGUAAAGGCAAAUCAGAAAGGAGACCAACAGUUUCAUAUAAAAGAUACUAGGUCAAUUUUAAACACCUAUAUGGGAUCAUGUUUUGUCAUGACUUGACAUCCUAUGCAAUUUCAUCCAAGUCAAUGGGCUUGCACAUGGCGGAAGGUAUUCAGUGCAUAGAUACUAUGAUGAGCAGAGUCCUAGAAAUACAAUAGCUAGGUAGAUACCUCCCUAGACAAAGUGGUAGGUCAGGGCAGAAUUUGACCCAUGCAUAUUCUCCCUCAGACCACAGCAUGUGGGACAGAUUUAGUGACUGCAGUGUAGCUGUAGCCAUGUCAGUCCAGGGUAUUAGAGAGACAAGGUGGGUGAGGUCAUAGCUUCUGUGGGACCAACUUCUGUUGGUGACAGAGACAAGUUCUGGAGCCACACAGAGCUCUCUCCAGGUCAGAUUUUGUGAAGACAGGAGCUAAACUAUCUCAUGCUACAAAAUAGCAAGAUCCAUUAAUAUCCAGUGGCUAGAUCCUCAGGUGAUGUAAAUGGGAGCAGCCCUAUUGAGUUCAAUGGAGCCAACUUACAUCAGCUGAGAAUCUCACUCAUUGACGUCAGUGGAAGUUGAGGAUGCUCAUCACCUUACGGGAUUAGCCCCCAAGUUCUUGACCAUGCCUGAACUGUCUGGCGGCAGCUAUCCUUUCGAUUCCCUUCCGAAUUCUGCGUGCUGCAGUCAGAUGAUCUAUGCAUGAUUUCACUUUGUAUCGUUACCUAUUGAUCUGGCAAUCUGCCAAAGGCACACAUUUCUGCUCCUUUUCGAUGAGCUUUCUGCAAUCUUCGUCUGAUAUUAGUUGCCAUGAUGAUGAGGAGAAUCUGGUUCUCUUGAUUAGUGUGUAGAAGAUGCCACUUCUGGGCUAGAGGUUGAGUCCACUAGAAGACUUUGUACUCUUAUAGACCAAGUGGGCUCUAGGCCACAUCCCUAGAUCAAUAUUGGUACAGUAACUGAAACCAGAAUGGUCCUACCAAUCAGUGCUGAGAAGCACAAAAUGUAUUCAUUUCGACUGACCUCCUUAACUUACCGGAACUUUGCAUAAACUGUGUUUUAUUCAGGGGCUUAAGUGGGAUUUGAGUAGUGCACUGGGCUUCUUCCUAGAGGUGAGUUUCUCCCAAUUAGCCUUGAGUAAUUCUGCUUGUUUCCUGCACUUGUUAGAAUUCUAAUAUUUAAUUAACAGUUGCAUGUCGAGCUCUGAUCACACAUCAACACAGAAGAUAUCUGAUCUGUAGCCCUUUGUAAAUAGGUGAUCUUGUACUCACCAGUCUGUUAAAGGGAACAACACAAUUAGUCAUGGAAGUUUUGCUUCCAAGCAGAGUGCAUGUACAUAAGGCUUGUGUUUGUCACUAAUUAGCAUGAAAAGCUCCAAGAACAUAAUGCUAAGUGAAGCCUAUUUGACAGAGAACUUAUUAUAUGGCUGUAACUGUGAUACAUCAGCGCAGCUAUUUGCAUUGUACAGUAUCAUCAAGUUCAAGCUGCAUUCUUAAUGGAGUUAGCUGCUGGGUCUGAUUCUUCUUUGCCCUGCACCUGUGAGUGCAAAGCGUAUGUAAAGGCUAACAGAUCAGAGGGGGUAGCACAAGCCAUGCUAACAUACACUGGUUUUGUCCCACUCUAGUGGCUAGAUGAAGCAUAGAGGUUUAUGAGUCUGCUCUGAGCUAAUGGACUUGGACCCAGAUUCUCAAAUGUAUUUAGGCUCCUAGCUUCCUUGGUCAUUUAGCUCAGCCAGUAGCAGUGAAUGCUUUUUGCUGCAGAUGUCCUGGGUUCAGUCCCCAAAACCACCCUCUUGGGGUGUCAUUACAGUAGUGUUUUAACUGACUCUACACAGGUGUAAAUGACUAAUGAGGUUCAGAGUAAUGGAGCAUUGGGCUCUAUUAUGUUUGCUAUGUAUUCUAGUGAUACUUUGGGAAAUUAUUACCAGCUUUAUUACUAUGAGAAUGGGGAGGAUGUGCGUACAUGCCUUAUUAAGUAACCGUGAGCUCUUAUUAUUGUCACCUUUGUCCAUCCUGUCCUCUUGCUCCACUUUGUCUUUUUAUGGCCCCGCUUGUUGUGACACAAUGAAUAUAAAUUGUAAGCCCUUCAGGGCAAGGGUAAUAUCUUUACUUGUGUCUGAGCAAUGCCUGGCACAGUUUGGGGACCUCAAAAUAACAAAUAA
Molecule: messenger RNA, 5255 nt
Organism: Trachemys scripta elegans
Lineage: Eukaryota; Metazoa; Chordata; Testudines; Emydidae
Product: neuropeptide Y receptor type 4-2-like
Exons: 2
Coding region: 251-1378 (375 amino acids)
Biological process (GO): G protein-coupled receptor signaling pathway
Cellular component (GO): neuron projection; plasma membrane
Molecular function (GO): neuropeptide binding; pancreatic polypeptide receptor activity
Source: RefSeq, a predicted model, not a curated record